CCACGCCAUGCAAGCCACCCGGGCGUCCACCACCGUCAGUGUGUUUACGGACUGCAGCAUCCCGGCCGGGCUCCGGAUAGGACCGGUACCGGGCAUCUUCAAACUCGGGAAGUACGUGUCGGAUCGUAAGGAAGUUGGACCCAAGAAGAAGAUCCGCUUGGUUCGGGGGGAGUUCGUGGAUGAGUCGGGCUGUCCCGUACCAGACUGGAUCGGAUUCAUCCGCGCCGCCAGGAACAGUCAAGAGCAAAACCUGGAGGCUGUGUCGGACUUACCUGGUGGACAGAUUUUCUACCGAGUGCUGAGAGAAAUCCCCGCAGGAGAGGAGCUCAGUGUCUGGUACUCCAACCCUCUGGCCCAGUGGUACGACAUCCCCACCACGGCCACUCCCACGCACGACGAGAAAGGUGAGGAGCGCUACAUCUGCUGGUACUGCUGGAGAAUAUUCAAAUACCCGAACACGCUCAAGGCCCACGUCCACUUCCACUGCGCUCUGAGCAACGGGCGGGGGUUUGUGAACAGCGAGCAGGCCAGAGGCACCGAGACGUUCAGCAGGUCACCAAAGUCUGGAGACAUCCCCAACACCUCCACCUCUCCGAGGAGCGGCCACAGCAACUCCUCCAUCUCAGACUCUGGCAGGCGGGCAGUGUCCUCCUCAUCGUUUCUAAACAAAGCGGGACUGUCAAAGAAAAGCGGCUCUGAGGAGCAGGACAGGGCCCUCGACAUGAGCGUCACCUCAGCCAGAAGCCACGGACAGCUCCUCAGCCUGGGCGCCACAUCCUCUGUGCUGAGCAGCAUGGGCUUCCACCCGGGUGUGCGCUCUGCCUUCAAGCCGACCGGCGUCUCCAAAGUCCCUGCCGCGGACGCCUCCAGAGAGGACGCCAACGGGAAGCUUAGUGGUCUGGGAUUCAGCAAACUCAUUGGGAACAUGAAACCAAUCCGCAAUGUGGGCGAGACUCUAAAUGGAGGAGGGAGCCAUCCUCCAAAAUGCGCACCUGCAAUCAUGGACGCCACAUCUCCAAUGGCGCCUUGCACAAACGCUAUCCGGGGUUUCCCGUUGCUGCCUCACAUGGAGGAGACCUCGGCUUUUAAACACGUGGAGAGUCGGAUGCACUCCGGCCUGUCCCCGUCCCGUUACCCUCAGAUGCCCCCUGGACUCCAUUUUGAGAGGUUCACCCUCCCUCACUUCGACGGUGUUAAAACUUAUGGGGGAGACUGUAACAUCCCACUGAUGCCCUUCACUGUCUACAACGGGGAGCUUCUGUACAGCUCCCCUUACUAUCCGCUGAAAUUCCACUUCGGCAACCUCCUCAAGUACCCAGAGUCCAUGUCCUACUUUGGCGCGCCUGCACUGAGCCAAGACCUGGGCUCCAUCACAAACAUCGACCGGGAGAUCGCCAUGCACACGCAACAGCUGUCAGAAAUCGCCGCGGAGAAGAACCGGACGAGGCUGGACACGAUGCCCACCGGGGCCGCCAGCAACGCCGGGUCUGGCAAACCGAAAAAGGGACACCUGUGUCUGUACUGCGGCAAGCUGUACUCCAGAAAAUACGGCCUGAAAAUCCACAUGAGGACUCACACAGGUUACAAACCGCUCAAGUGCAAGGUGUGCUUCAGGCCCUUUGGAGACCCGAGCAACCUGAACAAACACAUCCGGCUCCACGCCGAGGGAAACACCCCCUACAGGUGCGACUUCUGCGGCAAGGUGCUGGUGCGGAGGCGGGACCUGGAGAGGCACGUCAAGUCCAGACACCCUGGACAGACCGUCAAGAAAUUGGACGACAAACCGGGAGGCCUGUUCGAGGACGCGGAGCAAAAGAGCGACAAUGACAGUGAUGUGGACGUGUGCUUCACUGACGACCAGAGCGACCAGGAGUCCAGCAAAAAUAAUGACUGAGGUGUUUUCACGCGCGUAGAGAGACUGCCCAUUGUCUUUAAAUGGUGUACACAACAAACAAAAAAAGUCAUUUAGUCUUGUAUUUACCCAAGAGCGUCUGAACUACACAACAUGACACAAAACCUCCAAAUUUAGCCCACCAUAAAUCUGCAAUUCAAAUCAUUAACCACACAGCUAAAUAGAGUUUUUGUUUGGUUUUUCAUAAACUUUAUUGUUCAUAAAUGAUUUACAGGUGACAGUUAAAUGUUUGGUGUCUUGCUCUAGGACACUGUCUUCAAAAAAACUAACAAAAAAAACCAAAACAUCUGUGGCCUGUGGGUUUUGGCAUGCGUCCUCAGCCACGAUCACAGACAAACGACACAAUCUGCCAGUGCUGUUUCAGGCAUUUUCGUUUGUUUGAAAUGCAAAUCACCAUAAUAGUUUUCUUUUUUUCUUUUUUUCAUUAACCUGCCUUUAUCUGCCGCGUUUCAAAUACUGACACUUCUACAAAACCAUCAAAACAACUGCACACAAAACAACAACAAUGAUCCAACCUCAGUUACAGAAAUUUACAGUCGCUUUUUAGAAAAAGAAAAUUUAAAAAAAUCAAGGUUGAAUAUGAGACUAAAUGACUUCUUAAGUUAGAUAUAUUUUUGCAGUGUAAAAAAAAAAAAAAGAACAGUUUUUUGUAACAUGUCUCCCCCUGAGAGAAGAUCCAUGAGCUUCACUAAAAAGAAACGAAAAAAGCACUACAUUCCAUCAGACUGGAUGUGGACACAUUCUGGGAAAUUAAGAGCUGCAAAAGAAUAUGAUUCUUUUUUUAAUUAUUAUUAUUAUUGUUUGUUUUUGUUUUAAUUGUGAAUAACAAUGCGUAACGCACUCGCAAUAUCCCCACAUUCCCUCCUAAACUGUUAGUUGCACUUUAAAAACAGCAAUGGGCAUUUCACUUCAGAAAAUCACCUGCACAAUAAUUCUUAUAACCGAACUUAUUCAUUUAAUCUCUUCAUUAAAGAUCUGUUUUCCCCUGCGCCUCGCAGGAUCACACACUGGACUUCAAUUUGCACUUUCUUGCGGAGGCGCGCUGUUCUUAAAGAGGCAGCAGCAGCAGCAACAGCAGCAGCACCCAGUUUAUUUAAGGAAGUAUUUCUAGAGAAAGAAAAAUGUAUUGAUUGCAGUUAAAAGGCUAUGUAAAGAAGUGUAAAGUAUGAUAUUUCACAUUUGAGUGGAGAAGUGUUGUAUACGUUUGUUUAUAAGUGAUAUUGUCUGCGAGGACAAUAUCUUA
This is a messenger RNA of Seriola aureovittata, 3155 nucleotides long. It is a transcript of the gene prdm13, whose product is annotated as PR domain containing 13. The coding region runs from base 8 to 1894 and encodes 628 amino acids. Gene Ontology annotation, molecular function: protein binding. The record is from RefSeq and is a predicted model, not a curated record. NCBI's taxonomy places the organism in Eukaryota, Metazoa, Chordata, Actinopteri, Carangiformes, Carangidae. The transcript is spliced from 4 exons. Gene Ontology annotation, cellular component: nucleus.